Symbiodinium necroappetens is the source of this 168-nucleotide messenger RNA. The record is from the annotation of a GenBank genome assembly. NCBI's taxonomy places the organism in Eukaryota, Dinophyceae, Suessiales, Symbiodiniaceae.
AUGGCGCGACGUGCCGCUGGGUCCCUGCUGCUGGUGCUCGCUGCGGUGCUUGGGGCAGAGGUGGCUUGGAUCCCAGCUGCGCAGCUUUCGUCGGCUCGCUUUUCCAGGCCGCAGCCCGGAGGCGCUCGCAGCAGCAAAGACAGGGUUGAGUCUGGUGCGCCGGCCAAG